Molecule: messenger RNA, 939 nt
Organism: Ambispora leptoticha
Lineage: Eukaryota; Fungi; Glomeromycota; Glomeromycetes; Archaeosporales; Ambisporaceae
Source: the annotation of a GenBank genome assembly
AUGAACGAUACAUUCGAUCCUAAUACUGCACCCACCAAAAAGCUCACAAAGCGUCAAAAGAAAACGGAUGCUUUCCGUAGCAGGAAAAAACCAAAACUUGAUAAUACUGAACAAGAUUCAUUGAUAAUCCAUAGUCAAAAUAGUGACGAGGCUCAAGAAUCCGAUAAUAUUAAAGUAGAAUUCGUGACAAAAGAUAAAGAUAAGAAACAUGGAAGUCAACUCGAGGAAGAGACCAAUGAAAAGAAGAAACAAAAUAAUAAGAAAAUUAAAAAGGAUAUGGAAAAGAAAUCUCUUUCAAAACACCGAUACAUUGUUUUUGUUGCAAAUUUACCGUACUCUGCAACCAAAGAAGAAAUUGCCAAUCACUUUGAAACUAAUGGUGCAACACCAAUUUCAACACGUCUUAUUACCGACAAGAUGACAAAAAAACCAAAGGGAUUCGCCUUUGUUGAAUUCAAAAAUGCUGUCGUGAUGAAACAUGCACUUGGUUUUCAUCACACCGUCUUCAAGAAUAAAAAGAUCCGAGUGGAAUUGACAUCUGGCGGUGGCGGAAAUAAAAGUGAAUUUCGUCGUAAUAAGAUUGAGGCAAAGAACAAAAAAUUAGACGAGGAACGGCAUAAACUUCACGAGAAAAAUAAAAAAAUUUCAUCCGAAAUUGAAACUGGUGGCAAUGGCGAGAUUCAAGAGUCAAAAAAUAAAUUGAUCAAUAGUGAAGAUAUAAAUGGGAUAAGCCAAGCGAAUAUUGAGUAUAAUGAUUCUGAAGAUACUGAACGGAAAAAACGUCGCGAAGCAAAUAAUAAAAAUAUUGAUAAACAGCGACAAAAAAAGCACAACAGAAACCUUAUCAAAUCAUCUGAACGAAGAAUUAGUAAACCGCGAAAUAUAGAGGGUUCUAAUGCAGUAAACCCAUUAGGAAAAAUGAGAAAAUUCGGUAGUUAG